Molecule: messenger RNA, 3279 nt
Organism: Chenopodium quinoa (quinoa)
Lineage: Eukaryota; Viridiplantae; Streptophyta; Magnoliopsida; Caryophyllales; Amaranthaceae
Product: nuclear poly(A) polymerase 3-like
Exons: 11
Coding region: 1183-2769 (528 amino acids)
Cellular component (GO): nucleus
Molecular function (GO): RNA binding; poly(A) RNA polymerase activity
Source: RefSeq, a predicted model, not a curated record
GGUUUUAAAUAAGGGCCUUUAUGGUUCCAAUUAGUAGGCUUUGACUUAUGGAUUUUCUAAAUUAUGUUAUUUUAAAGACUUAAGUUUGAUUUUCCGCUGCGAUACUUUGAUAAAGCCUUAACGUUUUAACACGUGGCGGUAACAUGCCAAUGGUUCUCCUCUAUUUUUAUUUAAAGUAAGUGGUUUGGAAAAGGGAGAAUUAUUGGGGUGUUACAAGACGGCCGGGAGAGGGGUAAGGGCGGCGGCGCCGACUAUGGGUAAUUGGGUCUGGAGUUGACAAGUGGAGUGCUGGGGCGGUGUUUGGGGAUGUGGUGGUUUUUUUUUUUUUUUUUUUUUUUAAUUAAUCAGUUAAUAAUAAUACUUAUAUAUAUAUUUUUUAAAAAUUUUGACUAAUAACGUGGUGACACGUUUAUAUUAGACUUUUUUCUUACAAAUAUUACCUGUUUAUCCUGUCACUUGGGUGUAUUUUGGACGGAUUAAGUAUAUAGUUGGGAUUAUUAAAAAAAUUAUCGAAAGUUGAGAUUAUUUUGAGCGAACGGAGCAAAAUUGGGAUUAAUCAUGAUUAUUUUUCGUAACUAAUACGCUAUCACUAUAUUUAUUACAUGUCAAUCUACCAAAAUUAAAUAUAAUUUUGGAUUUUUAUUUGACAAGAAAUAAUGCAAUAACUCACGACAUUGUAUGAAACUAAAAAUUAGUUCAAAUGAAAUACAAGUAGCAAAAAUAAGUUAAGAGAAUUAGGUAAACACUAAAACUUGUUAUAUACAACUAGGUGUCCUGUCACCCAAGGGUAUUUUUUGUUUGUUUCGAUAAUUAUUGCUUAUUUUAUCAUCAAAUGAGUAAACAAAUAUCUUUAGGUGCACCUUACACCCGAGUGUAUAUAAAAACCUUUAAGUAAAUGCAUAUACGCCGGCGCCUUAAUUGGAAACCCAUAUCUGCAACGGCAAAAGCCAAACGGAGAAAUGACCUUUGCCCCCUUAAAUACAUUUUAAAAAAAUCUCAGUUUCAGACCACCACAUCAGUACUAUAUAACCCAGAAAAUUUCUCCAAAAUUUAAUACGUAGUACUCUUUCAAACUUCAUCUUCCUCAACGUGCUGCUAAUCCUCUUAACCCUUCCUCAACUCAAACCAAGAAAUUGCAAUUAGUCCUAGCGCUGAAAGGAUUAAAGAUUGUGAUAUUGGUGUAUGGCAAAUGCAUACCAUCACAUAGGAAGAAGAGUUGAUGUAAUUAAUCCAUACAACGUCGUGUGCUUUGUUCCUGUUUAUAAUCCGCUUCCACCUGCUUUCCUUGUUCGUAUGGAUGUUCAUCUCUCCAUUACUUUGCAUCAGUUCAUGGUUAGUGAAGGUCUGGUGCCGUCUCCUGAAGAGACAUUCAAAAGAGAAGCCAUAAUUCAGAAGCUCAAAAAGACUGUACAGGAAUGGAUUACAAAAAUUGCUCACCUGAGGAAGCUCCCUAAACAGAGAAGAAACUUAUGGAUCAACAAUGCAUCAGCUACAAUAUUAACUUAUGGAUCUUUUGGCCUUGGGGUUCAUAAUUCAGAAUCAGACAUUGAUGCUAUAUGUGUUGGCCCUCGGUUUGCUACUCUAGAAGAGGAUUUCUUUAUUGUUUUAUACAAUAUGCUUAAAAGCUCACCUGAAGUGUCUGAAAUCUACUGUGUCAAGGAUGCUAAGGUGCCAUUAAUGCGGUUUAAAUUUGAAGGGAUCUCUGUUGAUAUGCCAUAUGCUCAACUUCGAGUUAUGUCAGUUCCUGAAAAUGUGGACCUGCUGAAUCCAAUGUUCGUGACUAGUAUUGAUGAAACUAGUUUGAAAAGCUUAUCUGGUGUGUGUACUAAUCAACGCAUCCUUCAACUUGUUCCAAACUUGGAGAAUUUUCAGUCAUUGCUGCGGUGCAUCAAGUUUUGGGCCAAACAACGUGGUGUUUAUGGUAAUCUGUUUGGAUUCCUAGGAGGGAUACAUUGGGCUAUAUUAUCAGCUUUUGUGUGUCAAAUGAGUCCAGAUGCUUGCUUAAGUGCACUUGUGAUGAACUUCUUCAACACAUUUGCCAAUUGGCCCUGGCCUACACCUGUUGUUUUGCAAGAUGGAAUGAUGCACGUUGUGCAAGAUGUGACCGAGAAAGUAAAUUGGAUGCCAAUUGGUCUGCCUUGUAGCCCUAAUCAAUGGUGCCAAUCUAAUGUCACACUGAGCACGUUUAACCGAAUUAAGAAAGAAUUAUUCAGAGGGCAUGAAAUCGCCAAGGGGAUCCUGCGGCCUGAUUUCGACUGGGAUUGUUUAUUUGAACCUUAUAGUCUCAUGUACCGUCAUUUGUAUCCCCAAUUUCUUAAAAUUUACCUUUUAGCUUGUGCAAAAGAUGAAUUGGGAGAAUGGGCUGGAUGGGUGAAAUCACGUUUUCCCUCUCUCAUUUUGAAGUUAGAGGACAUCAACGUUUCCUGUGACCCCAACCCCACAGAACAUGUUGACUCUGGAGCAAGUGUAGUUUUCUACUGGGGCCUUAAUGUUGAUCAAUGUACGGGUGUCAAUGUAGCUUCACUUGAGAAGGAAUUCAGGAACUGUCUUAGUAGCUGCUACCGAGGAAAGCCAGGGAAGAUGUUACUGAGUAUCGUGCCAGCUUCAGAACUGCCCAACAUUGAACAGUUCUUUACCAGAAAAAUGAACGGAGGGAAAGCAUUCUGCGGAAUUCCUGAAUAUGAUCAGUAUAGAAUGCCUGUGUACCCGCCGAACAAUUUUGUCGGUUAUGUUGCCAGGGAAGGAGGUCAUGCUGGCGUAUUGGUUUAGGCUUGCAGUAAUUUUCUUUUCAUAAAAUGAAAUGGAGAUUAGAAAAACCAAAAGCCCCUAUUUUUGGUAGAUUCCUCUGCUAAUCAUCAGCUCUAGGUAGCGUUUGCAUCUGUGUAUGGUGAUUAAACAAUGGAUAUAUGUACAUAAAGAGGGCACAAAUUGCUCUGGAAUGUAUAGUUUAAGUGGCAAUCUACAUCUGUACUAAAAAAAAAACAAGUACAGUACAUUUAAGUCUUUGAAGAUCAACUAACAUUAGAGGAAAGAAUGAAAGAUACACUGCUGAUUGUUUUUAGCCAUGAAGCUGCUUAGUUAUCCAGUGGAUUUUUUUUUUUUUUUUUUUUUUUUUUUUUUUUUUUUUUUUUUUUUAAUUUUUUCAAAUCUUAGCAGAUUGAACUUCAUUAAAAAUACCAGUCUACGUUGUGUUUGUAAGUGACAUCAUCGACAAUAGAAUCACUUGUGGUUGGCUACCCAUUUAACAGUUAUUUUAAGUCAUUGAGCAGAAAUUUGCUA